GUUUGUGGGAGUCACAGACAUGGUCGUAUUUGUUUGCACAGAUCGGGUCAGAGGAGUCACAGUUGCAUCUUCAGCUCUUAUGACCUGAGCCUCACAGACGAGCCAUGGCCGAUGAGAAGAUGGAGAUGGCAGAAGUGGAGACGUCUCUCGUGACUUCAGGGUCAAAACCAGCUCCGGCCAGACCUCCUAACAAAUUCGAGAAGUUAUUUCAGCCCUGUCUGGGCGAGCUGGUGGGAACUACGUUCUUUGUCUUCAUCGGGUGCGUGUCCGUCAUAGAGAACGUGGAGUCCACGGGGAGGCUUCAGCCGGCACUGGUGCAUGGUUUGGCUGUGGCCGUCUUGGUGGCUUGCAUGGCUGAGAUCAGUGGUUCCCAUUUCAACCCUCCAUUCACCCUGGCCAUCUAUCUGUGUGGGGGCAUGGAGAUGAAUAUGGUGGCCCCCUACCUUGCAUGUCAGCUGGUCGGAGGGGUGCUUGGAGCUGCUAUGGCGAAGGGGAUGACCUCCGGUGACAACUACGCCAGGGCCCACGGGGCUGCGUUUGCCGUGCUGCAGUCCGACAGUCAGGUAGGAAAAGCUGUGUUUGGAGAGGUCGCCAUGACCUGCCUGAUCACCAUGGUGCUGCUGCUGGGGGCUGUGAACACCAAGACCAGAACCCCCCUGGUGCCUUUCUUGGUCGGCUGCACUGUCAUCAUCAACAUCUUGGCUGGUGGAGAUGUAUCCGGGACAUGCAUGAACCCAGCCAGAGCCUUCGGUCCAGCCAUAGUGAACAACUACUGGACCUAUCACUGGGUCUACUGGGUCGGACCGAUCGCAGGAGGCCUAAUAGCAGCUGUCCUGGUCCGCCUCCUUCUUGGAGACAGGAAGAUACGACUCAUUCUGAAAUGAGAUUGUGUGUACGUCAACAUCACUCAGAUCACGAGACGGCUUUAUAUAUUAUCAUAACCCCUUCUUCGAGAUGGUCUUAUACUUUUAUCACUACACAAUAAAAUGUGACUUUUUUUUAACACUGUGAAA
This is a messenger RNA of Scophthalmus maximus (turbot), 1013 nucleotides long. It is a transcript of the gene aqp8b, whose product is annotated as aquaporin 8b. Gene Ontology annotation, molecular function: water channel activity. Gene Ontology annotation, cellular component: plasma membrane. The coding region runs from base 105 to 884 and encodes 259 amino acids. The transcript is spliced from 5 exons. The record is from RefSeq and is a predicted model, not a curated record. Gene Ontology annotation, biological process: transmembrane transport. NCBI's taxonomy places the organism in Eukaryota, Metazoa, Chordata, Actinopteri, Pleuronectiformes, Scophthalmidae.